Molecule: messenger RNA, 849 nt
Organism: Aspergillus thermomutatus
Lineage: Eukaryota; Fungi; Ascomycota; Eurotiomycetes; Eurotiales; Aspergillaceae
Exons: 3
Coding region: 1-849 (282 amino acids)
Cellular component (GO): cytoplasm
Molecular function (GO): oxidoreductase activity, acting on the CH-OH group of donors, NAD or NADP as acceptor
Source: RefSeq, a predicted model, not a curated record
AUGACGAACAUCAAGGUGGCAGUCAUAACCGGCGGCACAAGCGGUAUAGGGCUUGCAGUAGGUAAAGCCCUCGCCCAUCGCGCAGAAUGGCACGUCUACCUUCUGGGAUCGAAGGAAGAACGUGGCCUGCAAGCCACUAAGGAGAUUCCUGAGACCAAAUUCUUAAGGGCGAACGUCAGCGACUACGCCGAUCUCGCGAAGACUUUCGAUGCUAUUUUUAAGCAGACCGGUCGUCUGGACUUUGUCUUUGCCAAUGCAGGGGUUGUAGAGGAGUUCGACUUCUACGCAAGACAGCCCAAGGGGGAAAUGCCUCCUGGAUUGGACCUGACCACAAUCAAUGUAAAUGUGAACGGCGUCAUCUAUGCCAGCUACCUUGCACUUCAGUAUUUCCGGCAAUCACCAGGCCAAGGGAAGGGCUGUUGCUUGGUUGUGACCGGAAGCACGGGGUCUUUCUAUCCCUCAGGCUUCACACCAAUAUAUGCAGCUAGUAAACAUGCGGUGCUUGGUUUCAUGCGUUCCAUUGCCACUCACUUUUUAAGGGACGGCAUUCGAGUCAAUGCUCUGUGCCCUGGAGCGGUGCGGACGAACCUCCUUUCCGAGGAAACUUGGAAGCUAUUUCCGGAUCAACAUCUUGUCCCCAUGGAGGUGGUCGUUAAGAUAGCCCUGGCGUUUGUAGAUGGCGAGGAGAUGGUUGACUCGAAAGGCACCAGAGUUCCCGCAACCGGCCUCCACGGCUGUGCAGUGGAAAUAACCGGUGAGAACUAUUACUUCAGAGACCAGCCAGAAUGGGCCGAUGAUGCGGUCAAAGAAGUGAUGAUGGCAACUAUGGCUCCUAGUGUCAACCAGUGA